AAAACUAUGCAUUUCAAGAGCGCUCUUAUUAUCUACGCGUUAUAUUUCGUGACGUCAGCAUGGAGCGUCGGACUAAACAGUGAUCAAUUGAUAGAGUUGAAAACACUGGUUAGAAAUUACAAAAAAUCUAAUCGAGUUGACAAGAUUGGAUUCGCAAAAGACGUGGAAAAAACCCUUGGAAUGAAAUGGGAAAAUGCUGAAUCUAUGUUUGAAUACAAUUCAAAUGACCCCGAUUUGCAUUGUUUAUUGAAGACGUUGGCGAAUAUGGACAAAAGCUCCGACAAAACCGAGGUUAAAAUACUCGAUUUUCAAGAAGUAAAUUUUCUCCUGGACAACUUUAAUGCAGUCUCCAGAUCUCGAAGACAACAGAGAUUUCGUACUCGUCAGCAGCUAUUUCAAGUAUUUUACUUUUGGAGAGGAAUGAAUAGAGCAUUGAGCGGAAAAUUAAGAGAACUGGAAUCCGGUAGACGCGCCAACUAUGUAGUUAACGCUGUGGAAUGCUUGUGGUUUAUGUUGGAAAUCAAAAAAGCCGUCUGCGCUAACGGUUUCAUGUCCCUUGAUUCUGGCGAUAAAUCUACAAUGAAAGAGUUCCACGGUAAAACAAAAGUAAACUUUUUGGAUUUCGUGAAAAGAACAUUGGUUCACGAUAAACAUAAACAAGACCCACAAUCUCCAAAACUAUAAUAUUAAUUUUCAAUAAUACAAUUUUUAC
Messenger RNA from Adelges cooleyi (spruce gall adelgid), 712 nucleotides. RefSeq lists its product as uncharacterized. Lineage: Eukaryota; Metazoa; Arthropoda; Insecta; Hemiptera; Adelgidae. The record is from RefSeq and is a predicted model, not a curated record. Bases 7 to 684 code for a protein of 225 amino acids. The transcript has 7 exons.